Trifolium pratense (red clover) is the source of this 1228-nucleotide messenger RNA. RefSeq lists its product as uncharacterized. The transcript has a single exon. Bases 304 to 999 code for a protein of 231 amino acids. The record is from RefSeq and is a predicted model, not a curated record. NCBI's taxonomy places the organism in Eukaryota, Viridiplantae, Streptophyta, Magnoliopsida, Fabales, Fabaceae.
UCAUCUUCUCCUUCCAUUUUGUCUUUCUUCACAAUCACUGUACUUUCAUUUCACAAAAAAAAAAAUCAAUCAAUAACCCAUUUUUGUUUUCUUCCGCAUCUUUCUUUAUUAUCCAAGCUUGCAAUGCGUGCCAAGUCCAAGUCAAUUAAUUAAACCCGCAAUUCCAAGUCCUUUUCACCAAAAAACCCGUUUCGUUUCUUAUUCCUGUUUGGCUCUCUCUCUUUCUUUUUAAAUGCCAUUUCACGAGUUCUCUCUCAUCUCUCUGCCACUUCUUCCAUAAUAAUACGAGUCACUAUUUUUGAAAUGAGUCAACUCGGUUUAUUAUUACAGGAACCGGUCACUACCACGACUCAAACAACCGAGUCAAGAACGAUUCUCGGUUUGUUAAGAGAAGAACAAAUGGACGGUCUUGAUGAUUUGCCUCGUAGAAGAAGACGUAGCUUCAAGGAACGGUUAGGAUUUAUCGGUUUUGGUUGUUGUGGAACCACAUGGGGAUUCCGUUCUUCUUCUUCUUCUUCAUCUCAGAAUAUUCAGCAACAAAUUCCGGACAUGGAUAUGGAUACGGAUCCGGGUCAGGAUCCGAAUAGGUGUGUGGGUUUAACGGCUCCGACGAGUUCGGGUUCAAGUUCGAGUAUGAAUCUUGCGGCGGCGUUGGCGGCGGAGAGACAACUCCGAGGAGUAGGACAAGCGGCGGAAACGAACGUUGUUGGAGUAGGGAGGAUGCCGGGGACGCCAUGGAGAGUGUCGUUGAUGCGGUUGUUGGAGGAAACGGAAAAUGGAGACACGGCGGCGGUAGUGUCUAAGGUGGCGGAGGAGAAAGUUUGUAGUGUGGCGGGGAAUGAUUCAGUGUGUUGCGUGUGCAUGGGGAGGAAUAAAGGUGCGGCGUUUAUUCCAUGUGGACAUACUUUUUGCAGGGUAUGUUCUAGGGAGCUGUGGCUUAAUAGAGGGUCUUGUCCUCUUUGUAAUCGUUCAAUUCUUGAGAUUCUUGAUAUUUUUUAGAAAUUUCUAAGAUAAAGUGUCAGAUUGAAGAACAAGAAUGAGAUGAUGAAUGAUAUUUUUUACAUGUAAUAUGAUUGUUAUGAAUUUCAUUUUACUAUGUCUAGUAUUACAUCAAAUAUGUCCAAAUCACGGUAAAUUUAAUUAUUUUACAAAAGCUACACUAUAUUGUUCACCGUGAUUUUGGUUCAUGUAUAUUUGUAGUUGUUUCAAAUGAUUUACUAUCAAUUUA